Messenger RNA from Diabrotica virgifera virgifera (western corn rootworm), 14661 nucleotides. RefSeq lists its product as uncharacterized. NCBI's taxonomy places the organism in Eukaryota, Metazoa, Arthropoda, Insecta, Coleoptera, Chrysomelidae. Gene Ontology annotation, cellular component: cytosol. The transcript has 5 exons. Gene Ontology annotation, biological process: neurogenesis. The record is from RefSeq and is a predicted model, not a curated record. Bases 197 to 1189 code for a protein of 330 amino acids.
CACCAUCUCAGUUUCAUUACCAAAAUACUCAAGAGCGCACAGUAUCUUAUCUUCUUAAUGAAAAGCAAAUAUUUGAAAUUAUUAUUUGAUCGUAUUGGCAGAGUAAAAUAUCGCUAAUUUCUAGUGGUUUGAUAAAUAUUAGUCUAAUACUUGCCGUGUUUGUGUGUUUAUUGUCGCCAAAGAUUAGGUUGUAACCAUGUGUAAACUAGUUUCUAUAUACUACAAGAUGGUUCUCAAAGUCGAAACAGAACCUCCCGAGGAAACCAAACCCAUUUUGGAAUCCAACGCUUCAAGCGAAUCAGACUACAGUGAAGCAAAGCUACAAGAAGCGUACAGACAUCUUUCCCUGUCAAUGAAAGCUGGCCCACUGUCGAUAGACAAACCCAUCAUAGCCCUAAACCUCUUCUCGACUGCAGUCAAAGUACAGAACGUGCCAUUAGCAAAGCAAUGCAUAGAAAUCCUCAACAAUCAUCUCAACAACUCAAACGUCUUGCUCAUCCUACGCCAUAUGACUAAAUGCAUCUCAGAAUACAAAAACAUAACUGUCGAUCCCUUCGAUUUAGAACCUUCAGCGCCACCUAUCGUAGAAGAAGAAUACGAAGGCAGCGGGGACUGGGUGCAAGAUCUCGUCGAUAACCUAAGGAACAACUGUCUUCUGGAGAUCGAUAAGAACGCGGACUUGGUCAUGAAGCAAAAAGAAAUUCUAAACCUUACCUACUGUGAUAUUUUAACUAUAACCACCAGGGACUCAUUGCAGGUCUCUAGUGAAAUUCUGGUGUACAGCACAAUCAUGAAGUGGUGCAUUGAGGAAUGUAAGAGAAGGACUCUGGAAACCCAUCCAAUCAAUUUAAAGGCUGUGCUCAGGCAACUCAUAUAUGCUCCACGAUACGGACUUAUGACGAAAAAAGAAUUUCUCUGCCGGACGAUAGACGGUGUCAAAGGCCCUGACCGUAGCGGGAUGCUAGACGAAGCGGAAACCGAAAGGAUACUGGAAUACAUAAGAAAAAAAGGUAAAAACAAACCCUUGGAUGAACUGCCGCACAAAGGAGGAACACCCAGAAAAGCCGGACACGAGAAACCUUGGAAGUUUCAAUCUGCGAGUAGUAAAGAUAGCAAUUGCUCGACUAAGUCUAGUUGCGACAAGUUCAUCAUCAAUUUCCUCACAUGCUGGACUGCUGUAUUCGACUGAACUCUUUUCUAUCAUUCACUAGUUUUGAGAUGUUAGAUUUACACUAUUCGUGAUUUUAUAAGCUGUAGUAGAGAGAGGUAGAGAAUAUUAUUGGAGACUCCGGUGCUUUCCCUGAAUAAUGUCAAAGAUCGACUCAAGGGAUUUCUCAAAGGAGUCAGAAAAUAUACGAAAUUAUGCAAUGGUAUUGUUUGCCAGAAUUUUUGAUAUGAGGACAGGCUGAGGAAGCUAAAUAUAUGGGACAUGAAAUGAGGAUUAUAAAGUAUUUUCAUAUUUAUUUAUUUCUAAAGUUUUUCCUUAUAUUUUAUAAUGUAAAUGAAUUAUCAAUUGGAACGGUUGCCUCUUAUAUUGCAUGGUCUUCUAUGGCUUUAAUUUUUAAAUAUUUUUACAAUUAAUAUCACCCCCUAAUGCUAUCUUCCAAGUAUCUCUGAUCCAUGAAGUUGCUCUACAGAGUUAAUACUAUUUUCUUGUGUUUUUCUUUAAGACAACUUUUUUCUUUCCUAGUUGUUACGUAAAUAUGAUCCACGUUUGAUAUACGCUAUUUCAUUUCUACUUUUAUUUCACCAGUAUAUAUACGAUGCAUUUCUCUUGCAUGUUCUACCAGAACUUGCUAGAUGAGCUCUUGCUCUUACCACUCUCGUCCAUGUGUUUCGAGGUUUCACCUCUCGUCAGGAAGACUUGUAGUAGCUCGAAUUGAAAUAAUAUAGUUUAUUUAGACUACCAGACCUGCUGUUUAUUUAGACUUAAGAUAUAGGUGGAAUAAAUAUCACCGUUAUUAUUGGAUCUACACUAUAUACGUGCACUAAAAACUACAAUUUAAAACAGAAGAUUUAAAGUAUUUAUGUCUUUUAUUAUAUUUUAGCAUGUCCCGUUAUUCAGCCUCUUCUUUUUAAUUAACAACUAACUACAAGACAAAAAUGUGAUAGAAUAUCGGAAAUAAAAUACUGAAGUAAAAAAAAUAACAAUAUUAAUAUUUUCGUUUGUAAUCUUGGAUAUCUAUGAUAUAGAUGAUAAUCAUUUAAUCUCUAUGAUUCGUAAUAAGCAAAAAUCUAUUUAGUCGAUGGCUUAUUUACAAAAUAAAUAAUUAUUAUUAUAUAUUAUACAGUUACAAAUAUUUCUAGUCUGAUUUGGCAACUACGGAAUUUACGAGUUCAUUUUUGAAAUUAUAAUAGAGGAGGAUUACUAGAAUAAAAGAAUUCAUAACUAUGUAUAUUAUAUGAAAUAAAUGAUACAAAUUUCUAGGUUGACGUAUGAGAAGAAGAUUUGUGAAAAAACGUAUCCUUAAUUUCUAGGCUGAUUUGUGGUAAAUAGAUAAGAACUCAAUAUCCAGUCCUAACAUUUUUUCAAAAUCUAUAUCCCAGACAUUACUCUAGUUUUUUUAGUUUUUAUAGUUUUUUUGUAAGCAUUAUAUUAACCAUAGAAAUGAAGAAGAAGUGAUUUCUUGCUUACAUGUAGUUAUGAAUCAUCUUUAAAAACGAUUUAAAAUGGUAAAUUCUCCUCCAUUGUUUAAAAUUGUACAUAAUAAAAGGCAGAAAUAAAAAAUAUUACUAAAAAGUCUGUAGGUGCCAAAUCUACCAUAACCGUAGGUUACGAUAUUUUGAGUAACCUUAAACCGUUGUUACUUCUCGGGUUUGUAAAACCGUACUCCUCUCAAAGUGUGUUCCAAAUAUAUGUUAAUAUUAUUCAAUAAUACAGUCUAAUCUAAUUUGGAAUUAGUACCACUUUUUCGCCUCAUUCCUUUAGAAGUACAGACCUUCUUAGGCAUUGCAAACCGAAAAUUUUCUCCCUUGACUGUUGACCGCUACAAGCAACAGAAGUGCAAUGAUAACUCUCUUUUGUUCUGACCCUCUGACGCUCUGUUCUAUCAUCUGUUGUAUUCCCCAAAAAGUACCGCGAAACGCUCUCUGUUGUGCUGACCUCCAUAUGCAACAGACGUGCAAUAAAUCUCUCCGAGAUACCGGUUCCCGUAUAGUACAACCCGAAAAUACCGCGAAUCUCGUUGCUUUAUCUUAACGGUUUUUACUAGUUUUGUCCAAAGACACCUGAUCUAUAACGCUGGGCAGUGUUAGAUCCAUCAGUGAACCAUACUAAGUCCCCAUUAAUAUUUGAGACUUUUUGAUGGUAUAAUUGUGUUGAUCUUCUCAGUGAAGAUUAGUUCUGGUGGCAUAUCAGAGUGUAUCAUAAUAAAUAUGGAUUCCUCAAGUAUAAUCCCAAUAGUAUUUGCGAGGCUAUUCAAUACAUUCUUCGAAAUUAGGUAUUGUUUGCUUUAAAUCUCAGUAUGUUCUUAAGGGCUACCGCCGAAAUAAUAUUUAAUUCCAGGGGAGAAUACCUGUGAUAGGCUCUAAAGAUAUCGUUUCUGAACUAUUUAAGGUUCUUGUUUCCUUAUGCAUCACCAUAACUAACUAUCGGUCGUAUCACUGAUGUGUAUAACCAACAGAUUUCCUUUAGAAGAAACGUUUAGCACUAUUGAUUUUAUUGUUAAUAUUGAGUACUCCAAUUGAGUUUUGAAUCCACGAUUAUCCCUAGUUACUUGACAUCAUUGGUUCUUUUUAGUUCCUCCCCAGAUAAUCUCACUCUUAAUCCAGUAAGCUUCUUCUUCUUAGUGAAGGCUGCUAAUUUAGUUUUGGAAGGGUCUGGAGAGAGCUUCUCCAGAAGGGCUGGUAAUGAAGGGUAUAUCGCAUCUGAUCCGCGAUUUUUUCCCUAGUCACUUUUGCAAUAUUGUCUGCCAAAAUCUGGACCCAGCUAUUCAGCCAAUCGCUUCCACUGCUGCACAUAGACCUCCCUCAGUUUCUUCCAAUAUUCUCUAUACAGGGUCUGUUGUACGUAUGAUAUUUGUUUAAUGGCGUUAUAAAGAGAAAUAGAGAGAAAACGAAAAAAUCUGAAAGAGAGAAAGUGGUACAAUUUUCAGAUUAGACUAAACUAAUAUUAAAAUCAAUUCAGAUUGUCCCAUAUUGUUCUAUUUAUACUUAAGGUAUCGAUAUUAAUGUUGUUUGGUUGGUAACAAGAGAAUUCGGUCUAUAGAAUAUAAUAAAAUACAGGAUUUGAGAUGUAAUCCACGCCUGUAGUAAAAAAAUUAAUCAUAUUAUAUAAAGUAUUGGUAAAAACAAUAAUUAUACUAUAUUUUAUAUUGGAAUCGAAUUUAAGGCCAGAUGUAGUGGAUAAAACGUAUAAUGUAGCAGCUGUUUCUUAGUUAACAAAUGCAAAAUGUAUAUUUAGGGCAAAAUAUGAACUUUAUAUAAUAAUAGCACCUUUUUAAUAGAAUCUGUGAUCUAAAUGACAGCUGGUACAUCUAUAUUUGAGUAAAACUUGUCAUUUUUAAGACACAGAUACUUUAUGCUGCUCUGUCUAUAAUAGUUCUAUUAGAGUGAGAGAGUUUCAUAAAUUUAGGAAGGUCUUAGGAGGUUAUAUUUAAAAAUCUAUAUUUUCAAGACAUUUAUACAGUGAUAUGUAUUAUGAUUCAAAAUAUUUACAUACAAUAUCUCAAUAAGCUCAGAGGAAUAAGAAGCUCAGAAGCCUGGAAAAUUGUGAAAUCAUUACGAACAAACUGGAAAGAGAAAACUUUUAUACAAUACAUACAGGGCAUACGAGUGGGAGAACCACUAUAAAAAUUUACUGAUAGAAACCAAAAACCAGAAUCCAGAAUUGAUGGAGAUGAGAAAAAAACAAUGAUCCCAAAGGUGAAAAAAAUAGUCAUAACCGACAAAGAGAUGGAACAAGCAAUAAAUUCCAUGAAGAACAAUAAAGCUGGAGGACCAGGAGGAAUUGUGGCGGAGCUAAUGAAAUAUGGAAUAGAGAAAUUAAGAAGAAUGAUAAGGCGAAUCUUGGAAAGAGCAAUAAUGUAGAGGACAUUUUUAAACAAUGACAGGAAAUCUAUAUAACAUCGAUAUAUAAGAAAUAAAAUAAAAAACUGCGAGAAUUACAGGGGAGUAAGCGUCAUCGCUACAAUGGGAAGACUAUAUGGCAGGGUCCUCAGCAACAACAUAGAGAAAAGUAUAGAAGGUAAAAUAGAUCAAGAGCAAGCAUGAUUCAUAGCAGGAAAAUCUUUUCAAGAUGCUAUCUAUAUAAUACAAUAAACAAUAGGGAAGAAAAUAGCUAAAACAGAGAUGUGCACAUGGCGUUUGUACACCUUAGAAAGGAAUACGACACCGUGCCAAGGAAAGAACUAUAUAAAGCAAUGGUACAAAAAUUAGGGAUACCAGCUUACCUAACACAAACAAUCAAGAACAUAUACAGGGGAAAUGAAGUACAUAUAAAAAUCGAAAACAGGAUACUUGCCAACUACAAAACAACAAAAGGGCUACUACAGGGAUGCCCAACGUCAUUAACUCUAAUUAAAAUAUUUUUAGAACACUCACUAACAGCUUGUAAGUCAAAAUGUAUGAGUAUCGGAAUACCGAUAAGGGACGAUUAUCUCUACACAUUGUGCUUCGCAGACAACCAGUUACAAUUACAUGGUCAGAAAGCUAAAAGAGAAGUACAGAAAGGUAGACCUGGAAAUACAUAUGAAGAAAACGAAAUAUUUAGCAAUAUCGGAAGAAGAAGUCAAAAAUUGGGAAAUGAAGAUCGCGUAGAAGUAAAAAUAAGAAAAAAUUGAAAUAUUUGAUUUUUAUAAUGUCGAAAAAUGCAAGAACUGAAGAAGAGAUAUAAAAUAGAUAUACAUCUCAAAUUUGUCACUGUUUUAUGUAGAUUUCUAUUCGAAACUUGAAGAAGUAAAAUGGUACUAAUGGCCUUCUUUAUUAAUUUCCAAAAAAUGUAUUAAUUGAAAAUGAAAAUACCAUACAUAAAAAGUGACUAUAUUUUUUAGUGAGAUUUUUAGUAUUUUAUUGAUUAUUUAUCUGUCUUAAGAAUGACAUAGUUUACUAAAAAAUAUUUAUCAUAUUUUUUUAAAUAUGUAAUCUAUCUAUCAUAAAAUGUAUAAUACAAUUUUUCUAUUUAGAAGCAAAAAAAUGUUUUAGUAAAAUUUUAUACAAGGUAUUUUAUAAUUCUAGUAUGUUUAGAUGCCGAAGAGAAGUACUUUAGAACAACACUAAAAGAUACUGUACUGUUAUUUUUUUAUUUACACUUAUUUUAAUUUAUUUACAGUCUCCUAACACGAAGAGUAAAAACAUCAUUCUUCUUCUUCUUCUUCUUCUUCUUCUUCUUCUUCUUCUUCUUAUAUUAGGCCUCUUGGCCUGUUCUUAACCGAUUUUGAGCUUGUAUUCGUAGCUGUGAUGUUGACUGCCAGCUAUCUCGCCACCUUUUAAAGAGCCUUCCUAUUGGUCUCUUGCCUGUUGGCUUCGAAUCUCUGGCUAUACUAUACGGGCUAUCCUCUCGCUGUCCAUUCUCGUCACAUGCUGAUUCCACUCUCGUCGUCUCUGUCUUCCCCACCGUACUAUAUCUUGUAUGUUACAGAGAUCUCUUAUUCUGUCGUUGGGUAUUCUGUAUCUCAGUGUUUUCCCAGUUAUUGACCUCAACGUUCUUAUUUCUGAUGUUCUCAGUAUCCUCUUGGUUUCUGCUGUGUCACAUCUUGUUUCUAUCGCGUGCGUCAUGAUCGGUCUUACACAUGAUUUAUAUAUGCGUACUUUAACUUCCAGCCUCAUAUCUUUAUUUCUCCAGAUGACAUCCCUCACACAUCCUGACACGUAAUUGGCUUUAUGGGCAGUGGCGUAGCUAGCCCCACAGGGGCCCCAUAUCAAAGUUUGUCGCGGGGCCCUUUUCCACCACUGAUAUGGCAUAGCACUAACAAAUUUUUUUAACAAAACUAGCAAAAACGCUUGUAUAGAAUAGAAUAGAAAUAUGCUUUAUUAGUCCUGUCGCCAGGGGGGGUACAACGGCCUCCUGUAUUCAGAUGGACUUACCCAAGUUUUUUUUAUGUAUUUUGACCUGUAGAACACGAAUUUUUUGGGUAACAGUUGAUCCGGAUGUCGAUAACAUUGUUAUAAACCAAGAAGUUGAGGAAUCACAUAACAGCGAUUUCUCGCAAAACAAAACAGUUUUUUGUAUUUUUUGGGCCAUUCUAACCAAAAAAUGUUCCUACAAAUUUUUUCGUAGGAUGCACAGUUUUCGAGAUAAACGCGGUUAAACUUUCAAAAAAUCGAAAAAUUGCAAUUUUUGAACCCGAAUAACUUUUGAUUAAAAAAUAAAAUAGCAAUUCUGCUUACCGCAUUUGAAAGUUCAAGUCAAAUUAUAUCGGUUUUAAUUAUUUGUAUUGCUAAAAAUUUAUUAUUUUAUUGUUAAAAAAGCUAUAAACACCUAGUGCUUGAGUGAUGUUUUUAAUGAUUUCUCAUUUAAAAUCGAACGAGUAGGUAGAAGAGGUAAAAGUGCAAGCGAGGCUAUUUCUACGUAGCAUGCAUUAAAACGCAUGUAUUAGGCACGGGAAACACUAUGCGUUUAUAGCUUUUUUUAACAAUCAAAAAAUAAAUUUUUAACAAUGCAAAUAUUCAAAACAGAUAUAAUUUGACUCAAACUUUUAAAGGCGGUAAGCAGAAUUGCUAUUUUAUUUCUUAUUCAAAGGUUAUUCGGGUUCAAAAAUUUCAAUUUUUCGAUUUUUUGAAAGUUCAACCGCGUUUAUCUCGAAAACUAUGCAUCCUACGAAAAAACUUGUAGGAACAUUUUUGGGUUAGAAUGACCCAAAAAAUACAAAAAAAUGUUUUGUUUUGCGAGAAAUCGCUGUUAUGGAAUUCCUCAACUUCUUUGUUUAUAACAAUCUUAUCGACAUCCGGAUCAACUGUUACCCAAAAAAUUCGUGUUCUACGGGCCAAAAUACGUAAAAAAAACUUGGGUAAGUCCAUCUGAAUUAAGAAGGCCGUUGUACCCCCCCUGGCGACAGGACUAUAUUGUCACUGAAAGUUUUACAAUUUUAUGGACAAAGCUAGAAAGAUUAGGAAAAAACAAUAACAAAUACAGUUACUGAAAUUACAAAAAUCGUCAAUAUUAUUAAAAAAUAAAAGAUAAUGAAAUAAAACAAAACAAUACAGGGUGUUUCAUUAAUAAUUAGAAAUGUUUUAACUGUAGAUUCCUGGGCUCAAAAUAUUAAGGAUUAACCCAAAUCACCUACUCCGAAAAUGUAAAUGUCUGACUUCUAAGGGAGCUGGAGUUCUUUGAAGAUGGUGACUUUCAAUCAGUUUUUUAAAUACCUUUAGAACACUUCUAUUUAGAAAAACGAAAACUGGUACGUCUAUUUAUCUUCCAGAGAUAAAUCGAUUUCAUAAAUUGUGAAUUUCUAGUACCGGUCAUAUGCGUCCUCUUUGGGUAGGGCAACGAUUAUUUUAUCGCAUAACUUUUUUGUCCUGACUUUUAAGCAUUUUUGACGCUGGAUUAUUAAAUCGUGAGGUAUUCUAGUACUAAAAGUUACUCUUACUUUUAGUCGGUCGGAUACACCGUCUUCUAUAAACAUCGAUUUGAAAAUGAUUCGUUUUUUGAAUUUGAACAAAAUUUGAAAAAAAUUUCAAAAAAACGGUGUAUUUUACCAACCUAAAGCAAGAGAAACUUUUAGUACUAGAAUACCUCAUAAUUUACUAAUCUAGUGUCAAAAAUGCUUCAAAAUUAAACACACAAAAAAUAAUGCGAUAAAAUAACAGUUAACCUACCCAAAACGGACGAAUAAUAUGAUCGGUACUAGAAAUUCGCAAUUGAUGAAAUCGAUUCAUCUCUGGAAUAAACGUACCAAUUUUCGUUUUUUGUUUUUGGGUUAAAUCUUAAUAUUUGGGCCCAGGAAUCUACAGUUAAAUUAUUUCCAAUUCUUAAUGAAACACUCUGUAUAUUGCAAAAUUUAAAUAAAUUACAAAUAGCAUAAUCUUAGAAACUAAUAAGUUCUGCGUAUAAAAGCCAAAUAUAGAUAAUAAUAAUAAACCUAAUAAACUCUAAUAAACCAAAGUCGAAAAAUAGAUUUGAAUUUUCGAGACUCGUUUUAAAAACAGAUUCGGUUUUUGUCAAGCCAAGGGUAAAUGGACAUAGAAAAUGAACGUAUAGUAAACAAAAAAGCUCUUUACUUUAAGAGGAUCGGUACGUAUCUACGGCUGCAAUGCAAUUCAAAUGGGGAUUCAUUUUUUUCGAAUCCUGAGAAAACUAAUAAGUAUUUUUGAAAAAUUUAAACGCAGAAUGAAAGAUCACGUUAUUAGCGAGGGCCGAAAGUCCCUGAGAACUUCUAUAAUGUUUAUUUUAAUAAGUUACAGGGGUGAAAAACUAAGAGAAAAUUUAGUGUGAUUUUUAAUUUCAAAUAUAUCAUUCAAAAUAAACUUUUUAUUUAUUCUAAGGGACUUUCGGCCCUCGGUAAUAAUUUAGUCUUUCAUUCUACGUUUAAAUUUUUCAAAAAUAUUUAUUGGUUUUUUUAGGAUUCGAAAAAAAUAAACACAAUGCCGUGGUAAUAUUUUCCAAAUCUAUCUUUGUCUUACAACGCACUCAGCCGAAUAUAAUAUUGUCAGCAUAUAUUGUCAGUCAGACACUGACAAUCAGUGACAAUUUUAAAUAUUUGACAUUGCAUCGGGAAUAUGUUGAGUUAUUGAUUAAAUUUUAUUGAAAUAUAGUGUAUUUGAUAAAUAAUUGAUUUAAGACGUGAACUUAAUAAAAAGUUAUUUAUUGUGUAUAUUCUUUGUGGAAGAUCCAAGCAGAGAAUACAUCGGGAUAAUAUAUUCUGUGAUCCAAGUAUUUUGUUGUUAAAGAUGUUCAAAAUUGUAAGCGUUCCAUAACAAUAUCUUAUUAAAAAAUCAUUUUAACACUUUUCCUCUUUUCUCGAUUGAGUAUUAGUCUUUGUUGUACAAACAAAUUAUUACAAUCACUGAAUACAUAGUUAGUGAAAAAAUUAUCACAUUUAUUAACUGAAUUAAUAAUUUCCAAUUAUAAAAAUAACAGUUAUCCAAGAACAUUCAAAACCCAUCUCUUGAAAUUAAUAAUGACAUUUUCAAGUAGAAUGACAUUCUAGUAAUGUUUACAUGUCCAUACCAGUGUGAAUUUUACUACGCGUAAUUUGCCGUGUAAAGACAGAAAAAGUAGGGAUACACGUAAAAUAUUUGCGAAUUAUGUACCCAUAGCCUUAACGGCAAACACUUAGAUAUACCUAAAUACAAUUUAUAGAUAAAGAACAGAUUACACGAAAAUAUACGCAUAAUACACAGUGUUUCAAUGUUUCAAAUAUUCAAAGGUAAAGUGAUUACAAAUAUUCCAAUGUGGCAUUAUACACUAUAAAAUGUUUCACAUACAACCAACGCAACGGUGAAUAGACAAUAAAAAGUAGCUUGAAAACAAAAAAGCUCUGUAGUUAUAGAAAGGCGAGAGGCAGAAAAUAGAUAGGUACCUGUACCUACAUAAAUAUAGUUUGUAUACCUAAAUAUAUAGUUUAUAUAUAAAGUAUCCAUUUCAAACAAUAUAACACUGUUCAAAGCGUUUUAAUAGUGAAAUAAUUAUUGUAGAAUAUUUUGUUCAAUUUUCUGAAUGGAAUUUUGUGUCAACUUGCCACGCUGGGGCCCCUGAAUGUCAGGGGCCCCGUAUAAUUGAUACGGCUGAUACGGCGGUAGCUACGCCUCUGUUUAUGGGCUUGCUUUCGGACGCUCUCUUUAACAUCUCCAUAACUACAUAUUUCGACUCCCAGAGAUUAGAAUCUCGGGACUUGUUCAAUUAGUUCGUCGUUAGUUACUAAUUUGCAUCAAAUGGGUUCCCUUGACACUACCAGGGAUUUUGUCUUAGCUGCUGAUAUUUUCAUGCUGUAGUUCUUCGCCACUGUAUUGAAAGUUUGUGCCAUUCGCUGUAGGUUAUCCUCGUUGUCGGAGAUUAAGAUUGCGUCGUCAGCGUAACAGAGGAUUUUUAUUUGUUUUUCUGCCAUAUUAUAUCCUUUUCCAGUACUUUUAAUGUUUUCUAUGAUUUUGUCCUUUACUAAAUUAAAAGGCAAUGGGCUCAAGCUAUCCCCUUGUCGAAUUUCCGAGUUAAUUUCUACUUCCGAUGUUAGUUCAUUCUUGACUUUUAUUCUGGUUUUGUUCUUCGUAUUGAUGUCUUUAAUUAUCCAUAUCCUCUUGUUGGGCUGAUUUUUCUCCUUUAGCAAUCUUAGCACAUCUUCUAACCUUACACAAUCGAAGGCUUUAGUCAGAUCUAUAAAGCACAUAAAUGCAGGUUAAUUAUAUUCCAGUGCUUUCUCAGCAAUUUGUCUGGCUAUGAAUAUGGCGUCUAUUGUAGACCUAUUUUUCCGAAAUUAUUUUCUAAAAUCCUAAACACAAAAUUAAUUUAUAGUAAUAUUUAUUACUUAACGGUACAAAUUUAUUUUUUAGACUAACUCUCUACAAUUUCAUUUUUCUUGUUAAUACCUAGUGCCGAUGCUUCUAUAGAUCUCUGGACCCUGGUGAACGUUACUUCGCACGCUUUUCCAUCAACAUAGCUGUCUGGCUAGCACUAUUCAUAUUAGUAUUUGCCCUAUAAUAUCCCCUUAUAUUUGCAUAGUGUUUCAAAUAGCAAUAAUUUUUUUUAGUAAACCCAUUUUUUAUUAUAAUUUUAAUUUUUUUGUGUUUUUGUACUUAAAAAAUGUUUAAUCUCUUGUGUUUUGAGGUACUCCUCUUUGGUUUUGAUGUGAAUUGAAAAGUAAGAUGUACUUAUUUGAUGGUUCGGUAAAGGUAGUGUAAUAGAAACGCUAGCACAAGUAUCUUAUUUGUACCUUUAUUAAUUUCGAUAUAUUUACUACCUAUUGCCCGUCAGAUUGGUUAGUUCCUAUGGAGCUUGUCAUUUUAUUAUACUGCGUAUAUGUAGCUAAUUUUUUUACUAAUUUUAACGACUUAUAUUUACAAGUUUUGUAAUUACUAAUCGUGACAAGACAUCCCGUAACGCGACAGUUCGUAACACUACAAUUCAAAACUAUAACUAUUAGUAACGGUAUUUACGAACUGUCCGUUACGAAUUUGUGGGGUUACGAACUGUCGCGUUACGAGAUGUCUUGGAACCAUUACUAACAUAUCGUUUUUCUUAGCAAGCUAAUUUAGAAAUUGUUUAAAAAGAGAUAUAUUUUUAGUCUAGAUAAAUCUAAAAUUUAUAAAUUUGUUGUUGCAAAAGCUUGUAAGGAAAAACUUGAUUUUGUGUUCUUGUUGGUAGUAUUGUCCACUUUUGUUAUGUUUCUAGUCACUAUAUUUUAGAUUUUAUUAUUUUAGAAUUAAUUGACAAAAAAGGCAUUUACUUAAAAAUAUUGCUCAAAUGGCACCAAAAAUGAGACAAUACUGGAACCUUGCAGAGCAUUUUACAACAUUCAUUACUUUAUCAUAUAAUCCCAGUUAUAGAAAUUAGUAAACGAAGAGACUAAGAAUAUUUUAACCAGUCAGGCUGAUUACAGAAGAAGAAAAGAAUAAAUAAGAAAACAAACAUAAGUAAAAAUCAUCGAAGUAAGCAAAUGGUAAUGUUAAAGAGAUAUAGGAACCAUAAAACAACAAAAGCUGAGAAAUUGCAAAAAAGAUUACAAACGAAGUAAAAACACUGAUUAUAAAGAACUGUUUGAUGGUGAAUGCAAAAAAGUAUACAGGAACAACAAAGGCACAGAAAAAUUAUAAUCAACGAAACUUAACUUCAAUAAAGAAGUAAAAAAUGUGUCCAGGAGGGCUCAAGAAAGAAGAUACAAGACAAUGAGUGAUAAAGCAUACAGUUUUAGUAAUUGAACUUAAACAAUGGAUAAAUCAGAACAAGAUUGGGAAGGACAGAGAAGAAACCAUUGCAAAACUAAAGGACCGAAUAUUUUGGUAGUUAAUCAAUAGUAGAAGGGCAUAUCCAAACCAAAACAAAAACUGAUUUACGAAUAAACACCAAACAUCUAAGCGUUCGCCCUAUACAUGGUUUUUGUCGAUUUCGAUCGUGCCUAUGACAGUUUUUCUCAUGCCACUAGAUUGAAAAUUGUAGAGCUCUACAAAAAAUAAUUUCCAUUAUAAAGUCACUGUAAGCUGAGGUGAAAUGCAGCGUGACACACAAUAGGAUAAACAGUGACGAAUUUAAUGUACUUAUUGGAGUCAGACAGGUAUGCGUGCUUUCUCCGUUUCUUUUUAACAUAACGGUGGAUUAUUUUCUCUCUAAAUUAUACUCCGACACAAGAGGGAUACAACGGACGUUAACCACAUGCCUAAGCGAUCUAGAAUACGCCGACGAUAUCUGCCUAUUAGGUCAAAUGUGCCAAGAUGUGGCUGACUUGUUAGAAACACUCGCCUCUUAAGACAAUAAAAUAGGUUUGAAAAUCAAUAUUAAUAAAACCAAAUCCAUGAGAAUAAAUUCAAUGAACAUACUAUUUACUAUUAACAACAUUCGAAUUGAAAAUGUAGAAAAUUUGAUGUAUCUUGGGAGUAUCAUAAGAGAAAGUGGAGAUACAAAAGAUGAUUUUAACUAUUUACAAUGGGAAAUAAGCCACAAUAUUAUUAAAAAAUGAUUUUUAUUAACGUUUCGACGCCCAAAUCGGGUCCAAAUACUAUUGUAUUUUGUAUUUUGGCAACGGCACCCGAUUUGGGCGUGGAAACGUUAAUAAAAAUCAUUUUUUAAUAAUAUUGUGGCUUAUUUCCCAUUGUAAAUAGUUAAAAUUGUAAAAAAUGCCACAAGAAAAUAGCUUCAGAAUAACAAAAGAUGAUAAUCGUAUGAGGAUACGUAUGAGCUUAACAAGCAUUUAGCAACCUUAACCCUGUUUGGAGGUCGGGCCAGUAUCCUACAAAGACAAAGAUCCGAAUGUUCCAAUCAAAUGUCAUAUCUGUUCUAUUCUACGGAUGUGAAAUCUGGAAAGUGACAAAAACGCUAACAGACAAACUGCAGGUCUUUGCUAAUAAAUGACUACGAAGACCUGUUCGUAUUUUCUGGAAUAACAUCAUCAGAAACGAAGGUCUGCUACACCUGACCGAACAAAAGAAAGAAGAAAAUGAAAUUAAGUCCAGAAAGUGGGGCGGAUCUAUCACACACUCCGAAAAAAUAGCUCCAGCAUUCAAAGACUACCCUCUAGAGUGGAAUCUUCAAGGAAAAAGAAAACGAGGUCGUCAAGCACAAACUUGGAGAAGAUCUAUCAUGGACGAUGUAAGCGGUAAAGGAAAGUCUUGGAAUGAGGUGAAGGCCUUAGAGCAUAUUAGAACUUGAUGGCGCGUUUUCACUGAAACUCUAUGCUCUACUUAGGAGUUCAACAACCUCAUUAAACAUCGUACCAAAUAAAUGUCUUAUAUUAUUUAAGAACUUUCUUUAUAUUUUUGUACUCGAAAAGUGGACAAGACUCCAUUAUUAAUAAUCUGUGAUGUUUAGUUGUAUUAACAAUAAUUUUUGUUCUCAUUGGUGUGAUACACUUGUUAGGCAUUGUUGAGAUGGACCUAUAAAUGUUGAUAAUACGGAAUUUAUAUUGUUGUUGAAAAUAUUAUGUAUACUAAUAUCGGUUUAGAGAAAUUUAUGGAAAUUUAUAGGCAAAGGAUAUAUAACGGAUGGAUAUGAAAUAUCACGAUAUGUAUUAAGAAAGCAGAAUGUCAUUGUACAGUUUUUUUAGGCUGUGUUAGUCGAAUAAAUAUAAAUAAAAAUAUAAA